AUGGAGGCAGAAUAUGGUCAAGGAAGAAUACUGGAGAUAGAAGGCAAUCUGUUCGAUGCCCCAAAUGGAGCAGCAUUGAUCCACUCAUGCAACUGCCGAGGCGUCUGGGGCAAAGGCAUUGCGAAAGAGUUCCGGGGCAAAUACCCCAAUGCUUACUUGUUCUACCGAGCCCACUGUCGAGAAUACGCAGCGCACCCUGAAGAAGUGGUCGUCACCGGUGAAGCAGGCCCGCGUCGGAUCCAGCUGCCAGAGGGAACCGCGCUCCUCAUCCCGCCGCAGCCGGGGGAUUCCCAGUUCAAUGGCGGGCGUCAGCAUUGGAUCAUCUGUCUCUUCACCUCGCCCGGGUUCGGGACACAGGUCUCUCCGGUCAACAUCCUGCUGGAGAAUACGGAAUGUGCGGUUUCAAAUCUGAAGAAGGAGAUCAAUCAGCUACGUGCUCAGGGGAUCGCAAUGGGAAGCCUUUGGUCGUGUCGAUUCAACUCCGGGCUGUUUGGUGUGGAUUGGGCUCAUUCGCGGGAUAUUCUGGUGGGAUCGGGGCUGGAGGUUACUGUGGUGAGGCCACCUGGUGCGUGA
This is a messenger RNA of Aspergillus homomorphus CBS 101889, 573 nucleotides long. RefSeq lists its product as uncharacterized. The transcript is spliced from 3 exons. The record is from RefSeq and is a predicted model, not a curated record. Gene Ontology annotation, biological process: peptidyl-glutamate ADP-deribosylation. Lineage: Eukaryota; Fungi; Ascomycota; Eurotiomycetes; Eurotiales; Aspergillaceae. The coding region runs from base 1 to 573 and encodes 190 amino acids.